This is a messenger RNA of Parnassius apollo (apollo), 312 nucleotides long. The record is from the annotation of a GenBank genome assembly. Lineage: Eukaryota; Metazoa; Arthropoda; Insecta; Lepidoptera; Papilionidae.
AUGCAGGACCAGUUCAAGUGGGAGAAGAGAGCGUCACCGUCGCAUCAAGAGAGCAUCGUAUCGCAAAAUUCCCUCAUACUGAGCCAACGUUGUUUCUCGCGAGACGCACGCCAACACCACAACAUGAAAUUUGUUAUCUUUCUCUCAAUUUUACUCCUCGCAAUGUCGAUGGCCAGUGCGUCCGGAUGCAUAUGUACCACAGAGUACAAACCAGUCUGCGCCACUAACGGCAUAACUUACUGCAACCUAUGCAGGAUGAGAUGCAACGGUGCUAAAUUGCUUUAUCCGGGAACAUGUGAAGGAUGUGUGUGA